AACAUUCAUCAGAUCAUCGAAGUUCCACACACAGCUCAAGAGCUACUUGCAAGCGAGCAUACUCCAACCCUGUCAAUGGCCCUUCCUGCAUAUGAACUCCUACAGACCAAAUGGACCGAGCUGAAGGGGACCAUUUGGGAACUUGCCCACUAUAUCAAAAUUGGCCUUGACAAGCUUUUUAACUACAUUUGUCAAGGCAGGAAAACAUGGAUCUACACACUAGCAAUG
This is a messenger RNA of Suillus subalutaceus, 228 nucleotides long. RefSeq lists its product as uncharacterized. Lineage: Eukaryota; Fungi; Basidiomycota; Agaricomycetes; Boletales; Suillaceae. The record is from RefSeq and is a predicted model, not a curated record. The annotation marks the transcript as partial. The transcript has a single exon.